UCAACCUGGUUCAACUUUCACUCUCUCAACAACACCAAGAUGUCUGCCCCCACUGGAAAGCGAAAACACACGCCGAAAAAUAGAAAGACAAAAUCGUUUUUGGAAUUUGACGAUAAAGCUAGAUCUGAGUAUCUACGAGGUUUUCAAAAGCGGAAAAAUGAAAGGCGAAAGCUGGCAAGAGAGAAGCAUGACAAAAAAGUCAUGGAUGAAAGGAAGGAGCUCCUUAAGCAGGCCAGAGAUCAACAAAAGAGUCGCUUGCGGCAGGAGGCGGUGAUCAUCCCUGAAAUCCAACAUCUGGUGGAUCCAACAGUUUUUGACCUCCCGGAUCAUACAGUGACCAUUGCCGACAUUGGAGAAGUUGACUACGUUGGAAAAUCCGGCAUGCGGUUGGGUUUUAACACUGGCCAACAGAACAAGCCAGAAGAAGAGGAAGGAGAAGAAAAUGAGAAUCAAGAAGAUGAGGGGGCUGUGAAGCCUGUGAAAAACAAGUCCUUAAAACAGAAGCUAGCAGCUUGCAGCAAUCAGCUGUCUGCCCAGAAAAUGCAAGUCAAGAAACUCAAAAAGAAACAGAUGUUGAAACAGAAGUUGCAGACAAAGAAAAAGGGCAAAGGGAAAAGGAAGUUGAAAAAGAAGAAGUAAAUAAAGUAUAGUGUUGGAACAUAAUCGA
Aplysia californica (California sea hare) is the source of this 667-nucleotide messenger RNA. RefSeq names its product nucleolar protein 12. The transcript is spliced from 5 exons. Bases 40 to 639 code for a protein of 199 amino acids. The record is from RefSeq and is a predicted model, not a curated record. NCBI's taxonomy places the organism in Eukaryota, Metazoa, Mollusca, Gastropoda, Aplysiida, Aplysiidae.